This is a messenger RNA of Atta colombica, 3041 nucleotides long. RefSeq lists its product as uncharacterized. The transcript is spliced from 14 exons. Lineage: Eukaryota; Metazoa; Arthropoda; Insecta; Hymenoptera; Formicidae. The coding region runs from base 495 to 2327 and encodes 610 amino acids. The record is from RefSeq and is a predicted model, not a curated record.
UCUUGUUUCUAUUGCCUGUGCUUUUCAUUGUGUUUCCAACUUAAUGAUUGGAACAUUAACCUAAGGAAUAUUGGAAAACCAAGCAGGAGAUUAAGAAGAAGAAAAAGAAUCUAAGGAUUUAAAGAAUAAAAUUUGCAAAAGUGAUUCCCCGAAGAGGUUAUCACAGGAUCUUCAGAUUCAAAUUCAUCGCAUAGUACUGUGACCCUUUUUCUUGAAUCGGAAAUCAAAUUGGAAAUUCAAAAAAAGAAAAAGACAUCGAUCAUUUUAGCAGGUUUCGAGCCAGUAAGCUGCACUCAAAAUCAUUGUAUCUAUAAUGUUAUACUUUGUAUAACAUGUAUAAAGUUUUGUUGUCGAAAGUGUUUUAAUUCAGACUUUAGUUAAUGAAUAAAAAAAGUUACACAUAUUUUUUUAAUUUUAACAUAUACUGCCAUGAGAGAAGGAAAUGAAUAUGCAUUAUAUAUUUACAUCUGGAAUAAGGAGAAGCAAUUAAAUUGAUGCUAAGAUUGUACUUGAGAAAUCUGCGUGAUGAGGAAUUUGUCAUCACAAAGAAACAAUACUUGUUGUUUUUCAUGUUACUCUUCCUACAUUGCAUUAAAAUGGAAGUAAUACCUGGAAAAAGGAGAGAUAGUUUUAUAUAUGUAUAUGACGGAUAUAAAUAUAAUAUUGAUAAAAGAUAUACUCAUGUAUAUCGCUGUGCAAGAAGACGCAGUCAUUUAUGUAGAGGCGUAUUAAUGGUACAAAAUGAAAAAUUUACUUUAGGAAAUACACAUAAUCAUCCAAGUGAGCCUCAUGUUAUAGAUGUUUUCAAAUUAAAAAGAGAAAUGAUUCAAAUGUCUAAACAUACCACUGCAACAUCCAAAGAAAUAUAUGAUACAAUUUCUCAAAAGAAUCAAAGUGCAGCAGCAAAUAUUUCAUAUAAUGCAAUGAAAACUCUGUUGUCAAGAGAAAAAGUUAAAAUGCGACCUCCAGUACCUUCAAGUGUUUGUGAUUUAAAUGAUUUACUUAAAGAAUAUGAAUUUACAAAACCUGUUUAUAAAAGCUGCAUUAUAUCUGAAGACAACAAAUAUUCAUAUAUUUUCACUACUGAUAAACUUUUAAAAUUAUUAGAGAAGAGUUCUGAAAUUUAUGUAAAUGGAACAUUUUCUGCUAUACCCAGAAUGCCAAAGUUUGUCAAAUUAUUUUCAGUACAUGUGCGAUACAUGGAGAAGGGUGUUGUAGUAUUACUUAUUCUAUGUGAAGCGAAAACAGAAUUUGUUUACAAUUCGAUAUGGAAAGAAAUAGUUAAAUUGGUACCUAAGUUGCAAAAUAAUUUACGUUUUAUAAUAAUGGAUUAUGAAAAAGUAUUAAUGAAUACUCUUCAUAAACAAUUUCCUCAGGCAUCUUUAUAUGGCUAUUGGUUUCAUUAUUGCCAAGCAGUUUUGAAAAAAUGGAUACGGUUAGGACUUACCAUACCGCAUAAGGUAGUGUCCAUAGCAAUGGCGUUAGCAUUAGCACCACCAGAAAUGUUUUCACAAGGUUUAAAUCUUAUGCAAAUAAUUACGAAUAAAGAAUGUUAUUUUUAUCCUAAUAUGUUACUUUUUAUGGCAUAUAUGAAAAGUACAUGGCUCUCAAUAUUAGAAAAAGUUUGCGUAUAUCGCUGCCCAAAUAGGACUACUAACUUUGUAGAAUCGUUUCAUAAUAUCAUGGGACAUAAAAUGCAAACGGUUCAUCCAAAUUUAUGGAUAUUUUUAAAUAAUGUUUCUAAACUAAUUAUGAAUCAAGAAACCAAUUACGAUCGUGUAAUAAACGGUCAACAAAUGACAAACAUCCGUUUUCCAUCUAGUAUGUUUAGAAAUACAAAAAUACGAGACGCACAAAAUUAUUUAUCUUCUGGUCUUUUUUCUUUAGAACAAUUUCUGCAAGUUUUUGAUAAUGAAAUGAGUUAUCAGCAACAUCAAAUGUCAUCAUUAAUUGAUCUCAAUGUUGAAGACGAGGAAAUAUAUGCUGAUUUGCUUACAGAAGAAACUGUUAAUUCAGUUUCAACUUCUGAGUUUCAUAUCGAAAAAAGAAUCAGAGACGAAGAGGAGACGAACGAGAGAACAAUUUCAACGAAGUUGAAGCUAGGAAAAAAAAAGUUCAGGGAAAUACUCACGAUAACACAGUUGAAGAUAUGGAAAAAGAAAUUGAGCAAAAUAUUUACGCUAAUGAAGUUGAAGCUAGGGAAAAAGAAAUCGAGAAACAUACUUAAAAUAAUAAAGAACAUAUUCACGAAGUGUCUGAAGAUGAUUAUGGAUACUGGUUUAUUAAAAAGAGUACAGAAAAAGGAAAUGCUCCAUUUUUUUCUGUAAAAAAUAUAAAAUGGAUUACAGGUAAAAGCAGAUACAUAAUGAAAGAAAAUGUACCAUAUGUUUAAAUGAAAAAUCUAACAUAAUCUUUGUAUCACGUGGACAUGUUGCUUCAAAAUUACGUACAGAAAUUAAAAUAUGAUGUGAAUAAGAUGUCCUAUUAGCAGUAACAAUUACCAUCAGUAUUAUCAACGAUAAAUAAUACCAUAAAUCAGAUAAAGAGUUUCAAUUUAUGAAUAUCCCUAUCUACAUUGUGGUUUUGAGAAUAAAUUUUUAUUUUUAUUAAGAGCUUUUCAGCUAUAGAUGACAUAAUGAAAGACACUGUCAGACACAAGAGUGCGAUGUAAAAUUGUUCAUUGUUUGAACUGCCCAAUUUUUUAUCUUUCCUAAAUAGUUAAUAGCUAUGACAUACAAAUCACGAAAACUAUAAAGAAUUGGUCCCUGGGACCAAUAAGAGACCGGAUCAUGUAAUCAAUUUACCAUUCUCUUUCCAUUCUCUAGUGUAGAACUGUCAUGAUGGAUAAAGUCAUUAUACAUUAAGCUUACUCAACACUUAUCACAGCAAAUCAAAAGCAUCAAUGAUCAUGUUUAGCAAUAAAAAUUGAUCAAAAUAUCUUAAGAUAUUAAGGAUGAUGUUCCAUGAUAGUCGGCACUUCAGAAAACAGAAUCUUAAAAGAAUAAACUGGAUAUAAUAUAUAUCCAAAAUAAAAAACGGAU